This is a messenger RNA of Cotesia glomerata, 3239 nucleotides long. Its product is annotated as FYVE, RhoGEF and PH domain-containing protein 1-like. The transcript has 7 exons. Gene Ontology annotation, molecular function: guanyl-nucleotide exchange factor activity; metal ion binding. The record is from RefSeq and is a predicted model, not a curated record. The coding region runs from base 874 to 3213 and encodes 779 amino acids. Gene Ontology annotation, biological process: filopodium assembly; cytoskeleton organization. Gene Ontology annotation, cellular component: cytoplasm. NCBI's taxonomy places the organism in Eukaryota, Metazoa, Arthropoda, Insecta, Hymenoptera, Braconidae.
UCUCUUUUUUUUCAUCAUAAGUUUCAUUUGCAAAAUGAUGUCUGAAAAAAAAAAAUGUUAACUAUUGAAUAAAAAUAGAAUUCUUCGGUCCUUUGAAUGUUAAACAACAAACAAGCCGCUGUUAUUCAGCAAUUGUCAUUAUUUGUCAUGCAUAUAUUCAAUGUAACGAGUAAAAACAAUUGUAAUAGAAACAAGACAUUUACUAAUAUAAGUGACAAAGUGACUACACCAUAACUUAUUAUACGUUCUUAUACAUAAUAAUAUUUGAAAAGUAAACUAAACAAAAAAAAUAAAAUCACAGGCGCAGUUUAUUGCGCAGUCUCCAACUUCGAUUUCAGGUGUCGCAUUUCUCGAAUUAAAUUCAUUUCAACGUACAUAUCAGUCAGUACUCCAAGUACUUUAGUGUAAAUUCAUAAAUACAAUAUAAGAAUUAUAUUAUUUAAAUUUAAAUAAAUAUAUUUAUACACAACAUAUAUUAAAUAUAUAUCAAGAUCAUGAUUAACUAAUGUUAUGUAUACAUAGAUCGUAGGUAUUGUAACUAUGACACUAUGAAUUAUAUUUUAGUGCGCGGUAGAUAUUUGUGUAUAUGUUUGGGUAGAUGUAUAUACACACUGAUGUUUGACAGAUAAAUAUAUAAAUGUGUGAGUUAAUUUAUUUAUAAGUAUAUGUACUCAGCGUACAAGUGCACGAUAUACAUACAUAUAUUUAAACAACGAAAUGAAGCAACUUUUAAGCGACUAAGUAUCGUGGUGUCGUCAACUGCGUAUAGUUUGUUCGACAAAUACAUAUGAGUAAAAUAAUUAUGCUCGCGAUAACGUACACAAGAACGUCAUCAGUGCACCGUAAUACAACUUUAAAUAUCACUGGAAUAGGAUGCAGCGAGGUCAGUUGAAGGACCUCUCGUCCUGGAUGGCUCGACUGUUACCGGAGCCGUUUGACAAGACAGACACAUUAAAGAUGUUCAGUUCUAAAUCAUCAACAUCCACUAGCACAUUUUACACUGAAUUGGAAGACGAGGAAGAAGCUACCGACAACAAUGAAGAUAGUUUAAAGGCGCAAGAACAAGUACAACAAUUAAAUAAGAGUAAUCACAAUAACUUGAGGGAUUCACAAUCAUUGGAGCGACAAAGUGCAACAAGUGAUGAUGGAAAUUCGCAAGAUUCUGACUCAGUUAUGGGUUCAGAUGAGCACCAGCAGCAACAGCAGUUGCAACAUAAACAAUCAUUUACCAGUCAUUCAUUUCCGCGAAUUAGUUUUAGUGGGUUUCCAAGGUUUCAAUCGUUUAUUAUGUCUACUUCAGGCUCAGAAUCUACAGACAGUAUUACUACCCAAGAAACAUCUUCUAUCGUUCAAAUGACCCACAGUGUUUUGGAGUACAGGUCUAGCAGGUAUGUGACAACAAAGAGAAGUUCAAAUCAGUAUACAAUUGACUCAUAUCCAGUAAGUGAAUCAGAAAGUGAAGAAGAGUCUGAAACACGUUCAUCUGAAACAGAGUUUACAAUAGCUACAGACGAACCCGAAGAAAAUAAUAUACCGUCCGAAAAAAUAAUAACUACUUCUAAAGAUACAAAUGACGUAAAACGUAAACGAGCUAAAAAAGUAGCCGAUGAAUUAUUAGCUACAGAAAAAACAUAUGUUAAUAUAUUACAUUUAAUAGAUCAAGUAUUUCAAUUUAGAGUCGAUCAAGAGAAUCGCGCUCAUCCAAUGUUUCCUCCUGAUACUGUACAACAAAUAUUUUCAAAUAUCAAAUCUAUUUAUAAAUUUCAUAAUGAUUUUUUAUUGCCACAAUUAGAAGAUAGAAUGAAAAUAUGGGACGAAGACUCGCGCAUCGGUGAUAUUAUGAAAAAUUUUGCACCAUUUUUAAAAAUGUACACUGAGUAUGUUAAGAAUUUUGACCACGCCAUGAAUUUAAUUCAUACGUUACAACAAAAAGUACCGAGAUUCGCUGCUAUUGUUAACGAAAUACAAAAGCUUGAUGUCUGUGCCAAACUAUCACUCACCCACCAUAUGCUUUGUCCAAUACAAAGGCUACCUAGGUAUGAAUUAUUGUUGAAGGAUUAUUUAAAAAAUCUCACCGAGGAUAAUCCCGAUUUUUCAGAUACAAAAAAGGCACUAGAACUAGUUUCAACAGCAGCGAAUCAUAGUAAUGAAGAAAUGAAAAAAAUAGCUAAAUUUAAAAAAUUAUUAGAAAUACAAGAAAAUAUAUAUGAUCCCUUGGAUCUAGUCAGUGCAACAAGAGAAUUAAUUAAGGAAGGUCGUAUUGUUAAAAUUUCAGCGAGAAGUGGAGAUCAUCAGGAUAGACACUUAUUUCUAUUUAGUGAUAUAUUACUUCUGUGUUCUAUAAGACUGAUACCUGGACCCUUGUAUCGACUGAGAGCAAAAUUUUUGAUAGAAAAUUUAGACGUUAUUGAAGGCGACAACUUAGAAACAGCUAAUACAUUUUACCUAAGAGAUUCCAAUAAGAGUGUUGAAUUAUAUACACAUUCAGCGGGUGAAAAAGCAGCUUGGCUUGACGCUUUAUUCCAAACAAUGCAAGAAAUAAUGAGGCGAAAAGCCAGUCUAAAAAUAGGCAACGAAAAAACUUCUCUUGUUAAAGCUGAUGACGUGACAAGAUGUAUGGUUUGUGAAGCUAUUUUUUCAGUUAUGAAAAGAAAACAUAAUUGUCGGGCUUGUGGUAUAGUAGUAUGUAGUAAAUGUUCAAAUCAAAAAUUGUUAUUCGAAGAUAAUAAAAAUAUGCGAGUAUGUAGACUAUGUCACGCUGCACUUACUCAGCCGUUGAGUAAAUCUCCAUCGUCACCCCCAGGACCAGUACCAAGUCUUCUUCAUGUGUCAGCCAAUGCUCCAUGUGUUUUAUCUGGUUAUUUAUUAUUAAAAACACAAGCCAGCAAGCCCUGGACGCGGAGAUGGUUUGCAUUGCACCCAGACUUUGUUCUUUAUACAUUUAAAUCCGAUUCUGAAAGUCUCGCGUUAACUGCGACGCCAAUGCCUGGUUAUACAUUAACAGAGGGUAAUGAAUUACCAGACUAUGACCCGCUUAGUCAACGGGAUAGAAAAGGAUCCUUUAAAAUUUAUCAUUCCAGAAAAUGUUAUUAUCUUCAAGCUUCAAGUUUUGAAGAUAAAGAAAGGUGGACGCAUGCCUUAAGUUUAGCAACCAAGGCAGAGUUACCUCAUCCAGUGACUGAAGAAGACAAAGAAACCGAACAAAGUCAAUAAUUAGCUAAUUUAAUUAUUAAUUUGAA